Chondrus crispus (carragheen) is the source of this 1091-nucleotide messenger RNA. RefSeq lists its product as hypothetical. The coding region runs from base 1 to 864 and encodes 287 amino acids. The record is from RefSeq and is a predicted model, not a curated record. The transcript has 2 exons. NCBI's taxonomy places the organism in Eukaryota, Rhodophyta, Florideophyceae, Gigartinales, Gigartinaceae.
AUGGCCUUGGCAGAGCAGCUCCUCUCGAAGACUCGAUCCCGCACUGCUCCGAGGCAGGAACCUUUGAUCCCAGCGCAUAACGCGCCCACCAACAAGUACACCCCCGCAGAACUUGCCGCAAAGAAGGUUCGCAAAGAGGAACGCCGCCAAAUUCGCGAAGCUCGCCGACUAAAGAAGGAGGAAAAGGAAAUGCGCAAGCGUCUCAGAGCUCAGCAGUAUGAAACAAAGUUUGUCGAAGUCGAUGUGCAACCGAACGACGACAAAAAAGAGGCGAAGCUGUUCUCCACCGACCCGCGUUCUUGCAGCGAUGAACGUGGCGAGCAUUCUCAAACAAAAACCGACCGCUAUCGCUCUUCAUCCCCUCGUCGCGAUUCAGCAGCUAUUUCGGAAGGUCUGAAAUACGGCCUUCACAUUCCAAAGUCCGGCACCGGUGUCGCCGUCACCAAAGAGUUCACGCCGCGCAAUCGAAGCGAGCUUGUCAAUAGCAAACAUGACAAUGCAGGGUGCCGCUCUCCCGUCCGUGAUCGUCGCCCAAAGUCUGAGGGUGCCAGGAGACCACCACUUUCGCCGGUCCUGCGAGACAGGGCCGAAGAGAAGAGGCGCCUUCUCAAGGAGAUGAAGGAAGACGCCUUGCGCUUGGAAGACCAACGUCGGGUGCGAGCGCAAAAACAUGUCCUCGAUGCCAAUCGCGAACGCGAAGACUUGGAUGAGCGCUUCCGACAGCGCAAGUCGAACCUCAGUGCCUGGAAGAACGAGCCAGCAGCAACGUUUGCUCGAGAAACAAUUUCUGGUAAUCGCUCGACCGCCGACCGUAUUCGCCAACGCAGAGCAUGGGCUACAAACACUAGCAACGCGCGGUAUUAGUCUUGAGAUUCGCGCGCCGUCUGAAUCCAAGCUUCUGCAAGUGGAUUGGAAAGACGCAGGUAUGAUUUCGUCCGAGCAGCGGAUCAUCUCGUGGGCAUCUUUAAGCGAAUACAAAGACAAUAGACAAACUACACAAAGAUGGCGACUCCCACUGUUAGAAUACGUAAGAAUUUGAGAAUUCGAUUAGCGGCAUGUUUUGAAUGUGAAUAAAUAGCUAGUAACAGUCG